GCAAACGCGCGUCUUCCCACCUGCAGCUUAGGCGCAUUUGGGCAGCUGGUGUUUUUCAAUGACAGUUCAUCGAGCAGAGAAAAACUUGUGGAUCUGUAGCCGGUUCACACCCGACUUGUCACGGACAUAAUAUCAACAACAGAUCAAGAGAGGCAAGAUAAGAGUGAGUUAUAGUGCCUGACGCUCGUGCAACAUCUGGAGAUCAGCAGCAUCAGCAGCAGUCAUGGGCAACAGUGUGUCCGGAAUCAGAGCACUGCACAGGGGACAGCAGAACAGAUUUCAAAGACUUCCAAACUCACAUAAAGACUCUCUGGGAGGACCGUUCCCCUCAACAGCUCACCGAUGCCACCACAAACCCAAACGCUGUUUACACAUGCAUCUGUGUGGAGGUGUCCCCGUGAGCCCCCUUCUCUUCCACCCCAACGCUAAAGGCUCUCAGAUAGUCAUGGAUCUAACACAAAGGAGCGUCAAACGGCAGGCCAGCUUCUGCAACGCCAUCACUUUCAGCAACCGGCCCAUUGCUCUUUAUGAGCAGGUCCGCUUAAAGAUAACUAAAAAGCAAUGCUGCUGGAGUGGUGCUCUCCGCCUGGGAUUUACUUCUAAGGACCCGUCUCGAAUCAAUCCCGACAGCCUGCCCAAAUACGCCUGCCCUGACCUGGUAUCCCAGAGCGGCUUUUGGGCCAAGGCCCUGCCAGAAGAGUUUGCAAAUGAAGGAAACCUAAUUUCCUUCUGGGUGGAUAAGAAGGGGAGAGUGUUUUACCGCAUCAAUGAUUCCAGCCCCAUGCUGUUCUUCAGUGGCGUUCGGACCACAGAGCCACUAUGGGCCCUCAUUGAUGUCUACGGUCUGACCAGAGGAGUGCAACUGCUGGACAGUGAAGUCGUCUCUCCAGACCUUCUCCGCCCACGAUCCUUCACCACAGUACGUGGAUCCGCCUCAUUACGACGUGAAGCAGACACCUCCCGCCUGUCUGUCAGUCUUUGCGAUCUUAACCUGCAACAAGUUGAUGCCAGGCUUCGACUCCCUCCCGCCCCCGUCACCUGUCCCAUUCCUCAAAAUUCCAUGAACUCCCAGCAGUCAUCACUGCUUCCUCACACCUUGGAAUGUGACCUACGUUUCCACCAGCUACGAGGUGCCCACAUCAAAACCCUUAAUGAACAGACUGUGGCCCGAUCCGAACACAACCGUGAAGAACGCACUCUGGUCUUCACAGAUCGCCCACUACGAAUUGGUGAAACCAUCUUCAUUAAAGUCCUUAAGUCCAGCCCUGCUCGAUCUGGGUCUCUCUCUUACGGUGUGACAUCCUGUGACCCAGCAGUGCUUCGCCCUAGUGAUCUCCCUUACAAUCCUGAAGCACUGGUUGACCGUAAGGAAUUCUGGGCGGUGUGCAGGGUGCCUACUGCUUUGCAGAGUGGCGAUAUCCUUGGUUUUCUGGUCACACAGGAAGGGGAAGUCAUUCUGAGUCAUAAUGGUAACAAUGUGGGGAUGCAGGUGUGUGUGGACAACUCGCGACCACUCUGGAUGUUCUUUGGACUGCAUGGUGCUGUCACACAGCUGAGGAUUCUAGGCUCCACUUUCUUGGGUGAUGCUCAUGACCCGUCCAGCCCUGGCUCACCCUCUGCCUCACCCCUUUCACCCUCAGGCCUGUGCAAUGGAAGUCCAGAGCCCAGUCUCAAUGAACGUGGCUGUUCUGCUACCUUCUGCAGCUCCACUGAAGGAACAACACCCAACUCACCCAUCAUUCUCCCUAAAUCCCCCACUUUCCCAUCUGCCUCAGGCUCAUGGCCGGAUGAGUGUUCUAUCUGCUAUGAAAACACAGUGGACACCGUAAUCUACGCCUGCGGACACAUGUGUCUCUGCUACACCUGCGGUCUCCGCCUCAAAAAAAUGGCCAACGCUAGCUGUCCUAUCUGCAGGAGAGCUAUCAAAGACAUUAUUAAGACCUACCGGAGCACUUAGGGGGGGGCCCUAACUCCCCAAACCCCAAGUCUCAUAGGGCCAUAAGGAUAUCUAAUAGAUCUCUGUUUCAAGAGAGGGUUGGUGUCACAGUUCAGGGACUUGCUCUGGCAAUGCAUUGGUCUCUGUUCCCAUGGCGCUGACGUUAUUAACCCUUGAACCUUCAAGGCUCAGGCAUCCAUUCACAAAGGUAUUUCAUGUAUUUCAUGCUCAAGUCUCUGUUGCUAUGGUAACCAGUGAUGUUGCUGCUUUUUAGAAGCAUCCGGCUUUUCAACUGACGACAUAAAAAAAUCAUAGACAGUAUCUCAUCGAAUUCAGGACAUUUCAGGUGACACCGGAGAUAAUCAAAGUUGCACAUCUCCCAUUUCUUCUUACCUUCUCUGUGAGCCAUAAUAGACUCUCAUUAAUAGCAUAGCUGCAUAUUCUUUAAAGCUGGAUUCAUAAUAAAUAGAGGGUGUUACAGUCCGUUUUUUUUUCUUCUGCUGUCCUCUCUAGUCAAACCAGCUAAGGCACUUUCACCAUUGAAAUUCAUACAAAAACGUCUCAGUGUUUCACAAUUUUUGUCUGUGCUUGGCUGAGACAGAAAUACAGAUAAUGAUGAACAGUGCUUUUCAUACCCCACUAUUUCAUUCUAAUUGUGUAACUGACAGCUUGCAUUAUUACAUGCUCUCAACUGAGUUCAUAUAAAGGUCUUUGUGCAUUGAUGACUAUUUGAUCAUGUGUUUAGUAAUGUAAUAUGAAGCUUUGGCAGGUAGUAGGUGAAGUCAGCUAAUGGUCCACUAUAAUUUCGCUUAUGCGUGCGUUCUAAAAGCAGGACCUUGUGGUAGUAUUAAAGAGAUAUAAUUUGUUAAAACAAUACACAGGAAUCAUUAACCAAUGUUUCGUGGUAGAUAUACACAUAUACAGUUAUGUAACAACUCAUUUAAAGAACAUUAAUAUUGGAUAUCGUAAUUGAUCCAACGGUGCUGAGUAAUGUAAUCGUCACAGAGAAGUGCGGUUAAAUAGUGCACCUCAACUCAAGACCCUAAAACAUGUUGGCCUAAUCAAACCUUGAUUUACUGUGAACUUGUUCUUGACUGUUGAUCGGAACAUGCACACUCUGGGUUUUAUGUGAAAACAAUUGCAAUGUUGCCAUGGAGAGCGAAAUCUAGAAAGAAGGAAAACAGCCUUGAGGCAUUAACCAAUGAAAGAGUCAUUUGUGCUGAGAGGACAUUUGAUUUGCCCAUUUAAUCCAUAUUUCUCCCAGCUCCCCACCGCCGACAGCUUCUGUAGGCCAAAAAUGGUGUGUAUAGGGAUAAAAGUGAGUGCAGGCCACUGAUGAAAUAGCAAAUUGAUUCAAAUGGAAUAUGUUUGAAAAAAUGCUGGCUCAGUGUUGCUGUCGGUGCUGAGAAAGAAAAAAAAGCCAGGUCAAAAAGAUUAUCAAUUUCUUUUUGACUGCGUCCAAAAUGCUUCUCAAAUUUAUAUAAGGACAAUUUAAGGUAUAGAUAGUCCUGUAACUGUAAAACAAAGUUGAAGGGAUGUUCUAGGAGACAGGACAAUUGAGAGGUGAACUACAUCGCUUAUCUCACGGAGAGAUUGAUAAAGUUAAUAUAGCUUUAUAUUGUGAAGGUGAAAUGCAUAGAUGAAUGUGACAAAGCCAUAUAUAGUCAUAUUUCACCUCAAAAAUAAAAUAAAUACAUAAAUACAGCAAUUGCAUUUUGUUUUCAUGACAAUUAAACAUUUAAUAUUUGCAUUGACAUUAUUCAUAAAAAUUAAGCAAAUAUUCCCUCAAAAAAAAAGUCCAUUGAGAUGUGUAGUCUGCAUACUAAAAAAAUAAUAAUGAUAAUAAUAAUAAUAAUAAUAAUAAUGGUAUAUAGUCGAAAUUGUGUUUAGAGCAGAAUGUAUAGUACCUUUAAUUUAAUAAUAAUAAUAACAAUAAUAAUAAUAAUAAUAAUAAUGAUGUCAGUGAAUGGCCGGAGCAGGUUUGAUUCUUGGUUCUAGGUCCCCUACAAACGUCACUUCAAUAUCCCACACAAUCUAUGAUCCACAUCAACAGCUGGAAAAGUCUCAGUUUUAUUUUUAAAAAAGAUUACGUUGUACAAUUUACAGGAAAUAAGCAAAAGUUGACAUGAUUAUGUGCAUUUGUGUGUGCGCGUGGAUGUUAAAGCGGCUCAAAAGCAAUUUCAAUGAACUACAAUGGACUGCAGGCUAAUAUUGUUCAUUAUUAGCCAGUUAGCUUGUGUAAAGCAAUCGUGAUGACUGGCGCUUAAAUUCAUGCUGCUAUUAGUAUUAGCCAGCUCUCCUUCAGGCAAUGCUAACACCAUGUCGAGAAAAUGUCCUGUCACUCUUGAUCAGUUCAGAUUUACUCUAUUGUUUGGAGUGGUGAUUCACUUUUGAAUGUUAAUUUAUGUUAAUUAGAGAAACCUAUUAGAAUAACUGUAUCUGAGGUGUUGCUAUAGCUUUGUCUUUGUUUUUACCUAUUUUUUUAUUAUUAUUAUUAUUAUUAUUGGACCGAAAAGUAUGAUUGUACAGUUUGCUUGUCAGUCCUCUGUGGUUUACACGGAAGUGUAUUUCUUGAAUUUUGUGCUGGUUUUCUUUUACCCAACACUCUGAACUGAGCAGUACGUCCAUCAGGGGCUUCGCAGGAAACAAUCCGAACCAGCUUUUAUAUGGAACGAUUAUGAACUCUCCCUUUGAUAUCAGGUGUUUUAUGAUUGGCAACAUAUUUUUGUGCUGAGGUGUCUAUUUAUGGUUGUUCUAUCAAACUGAGCUUGCUAAAAGUUCCUGCAAUUCAGAAAAUGUCCUUAAACCCAAUAUUUGUGUUUAGAGCUUUCAUUAAGAUUUUUGAAAGACAAAGUGAUCCAAGUUUUUCAUAUAAAAAAAACUCUUUGCACUUUUUCUGUAAAUUUCAGUCACUUUAUAAGAUCAUAAAAAUUCCCCCAAAUGUAUUUUUAUUUUUACAGUUUUUUUUAAUGUAUGAGUUUUUCAUUGUGUUUCUGUCCUUAACCGAUGGAUUCACUUUUGAUUGUUGUCGACCCUGUAAUGUACUUUAUUUAUGAACCGCGUGUAGAGUGCGAUGUGUGAAUCAGAUGUCAUUUAGUUUAUUUAGCUUUCCUGUUUCUGAAUUUAUUUGAAUCAAAGCUCUAGAUAUAAUGAAAACAGCCAUAUUCACACACUGGCCAAUAAUUUUGUUUCAGGAAAAAAAUGUGUUUUGAUGUUUUGUGAAGAAACCACAAACAGGAUCAGGGAUUGCAUAAAUUAUCAGCCCAACCAUACAUAAUUACAAUUUCAAUGUUGAUCAAAUCAGAAUAUUUUUUAAACUGUGGUCAAAUUUUUUUUAUCUUAAUGUAUAUACAGUAUACAGGUUUCAAAAAAAGAUCGGAAUUGCUUUUCCUCAUUCUUGUAAUUAUUGUUUCCACUUUCCAGUGUGCUUUGUUCACUCAUUAUUCACAGCGGGACCAAUCUAAUAUUGAAUUAAAAAGGUAUGAUUCCUAUUUCCCAGGGUUCAUUCAAGGGCUGUUAAUUGAAUCAUUGAUUCAUAGAGUCCAUGAGGUCAGUAGUGAUUUAGUCACGAGAAAUGUCUCAGCUUAUUGUGGCAUUUAGUUUUUGACUCGAAUCCAUGUUCAGAUUUGUUUUCUUCUUUAAGUCUGUGAUCAGUUUAUGAAGCUUUGUAAUGUCUGAGUCAAAUAUGACUGUCAAUAAACUUUGCAGAUACGUUUCAGCAAA
Molecule: messenger RNA, 5659 nt
Organism: Carassius auratus (goldfish)
Lineage: Eukaryota; Metazoa; Chordata; Actinopteri; Cypriniformes; Cyprinidae
Product: E3 ubiquitin-protein ligase NEURL1-like
Exons: 6
Coding region: 224-1957 (577 amino acids)
Biological process (GO): negative regulation of Notch signaling pathway
Cellular component (GO): plasma membrane; postsynaptic density
Molecular function (GO): ubiquitin protein ligase activity
Source: RefSeq, a predicted model, not a curated record